AUGUUCCCCGUCCCCCUGGCUCCGACCUCGGCAUCAGUACCACCAAAUCAAAUCUCAGUAGUACCACCGAAUCCAAUCUCAGCAGUACCGUUGAAUCCAAUUUCAGUUCCGAAAGAUUUGGGUUCCGAAGUCACAUCAGUACCGCCGCCAAAUCCAACCAAAGAUUCAGUUUUUGAAAUCGCAGCCUCCCUCACCAACAAGAAAGAAUCCCUACCAGAUCUACCCGAGCCGCUGUUGUUUGCCCUCAUUAAAGAGACUGGCCCUCCAUCUAGUGAAGAAUCUUGUGCAAAAUCUCAAAAGUAUUAUAUUCCAGCGGAACAAAGUGAGAAAGCUUGGAUCGAUCAUACUCCAGCAUUCAAACCUACCAAAUCCGCUCCCACUCAUAAUCCAGCAAUCGAACCUACCACAUCCGCUCCCAGCUCAGGAACACCAACGUUGAUCAGAGAUCCGAAGAGUUACAACUAUACGCCAGGAGGUAUGUAA
Molecule: messenger RNA, 483 nt
Organism: Puccinia triticina
Lineage: Eukaryota; Fungi; Basidiomycota; Pucciniomycetes; Pucciniales; Pucciniaceae
Exons: 2
Coding region: 1-483 (160 amino acids)
Source: RefSeq, a predicted model, not a curated record